AUGCUCCCCUCUCAACUCAACAGCUCGCCCAAGCGCGCCAAUCCAUUUGGGCGGUCCACUCCGUCGCCAGCACCACACUCACAAACACGGCCCAAAUCUGCCAUCUUAAGUCCGUCGAACGGAUUGGAGUCAGCAAGAGGGCAUCUUCGCAAUGCAUCAGUCUCACCGAUCACUCCCAAUCGAUCUCCAGCAGCCAUAACUCGCCAACGGUCCAAUUCGGCACGUAAAGAUGCGUCCUCAGGAACGUUUGCACCGAGCUUCAUCAAGUCUGAAGAGCUACGACGGGGAGCAGAUCAAGUCCGUGGUCUCGAGGGCGACAAUGACUUCUCCGGAAACAAAUACGUCUGGUUGCGUGAUGCUGAAAAAGCAUUCGUGCGCGGGCUGGUAUUGGAAGAGCUGGAAGGAGGACGUCUUCUAGUGCAGACCGACGAUGGCGAGCCGCGGGAAGUGGAUGCCGACCAGGUUGACAAAGUCAAUCCGGCCAAGUUCGACAAGGCAGACGACAUGGCGGAGCUGACCCAUUUGAACGAAGCCUCUGUGGUUCACAACCUGCAUACCAGAUACCAAUCCGACUUGAUCUAUACUUAUUCCGGGCUUUUCUUGGUGACAAUCAAUCCAUACUGUCCCUUGCCAAUCUACACCAACGAGUACGUGAAAAUGUACAAGGGUCGUGGAAGAGAAGAAACCCGGCCACACAUUUUCGCAAUGGCAGAUGAGGCUUUCCGCAACCUUGUGGAGGAAGGACAGAACCAAAGUAUCCUCGUGACUGGUGAAUCUGGUGCCGGUAAAACCGAGAACACCAAGAAGGUCAUUCAAUACCUGGCAGCUGUCGCAACUUCUGAUACACCAUAUGGCCGGUCGGGAACAAAGCAACUAUCAAAUUUGUCCCAGCAGAUCCUUCGCGCCAAUCCCAUUCUUGAAGCAUUCGGAAACGCCCAAACUGUUCGCAAUCAUAAUUCUUCUCGCUUUGGCAAAUUUAUUCGAAUUGAAUUCUCUCGAUCCGGGCAGAUCUGCGGCGCAUGGAUUGACUGGUACUUGCUUGAAAAGUCGCGAGUCGUCAAGCCCAACCCCAACGAGCGCAAUUAUCACAUCUUCUAUCAGUUACUGCAAGGUGCAGAUCAUACAACUCGUGAACAGCUGUUACUCCAAGAUUUUCAGAUUGAGCACUUUGCUUAUACCAAGGAUGGCAACGAUUCGAUUGUUGGGGUUUCCGACAGGGACGAGUGGAACUCCCUGAUUGAGGCCUUCCAUGUCAUGAACUUCUCGGAAGCAGACCAGCUCUGCAUCCUGCGCACCAUCGCUGCUGUGCUCCACUUGGGUAAUGUCACAGUGGCCAAGGAGAGCGUGCGCGCAGAUCAAGCUGCCCUGGGCCCGGAUGGAUACGCCAGCGUGGAGAAGGCUUGUCAGCUUUUGGGUAUUCCUGCUGAGCCUUUCGUCAAGGGAUUGUUGCAUCCCAGAGUAAAGGCUGGUCGUGAGUGGGUUGAGAAAGUACAGACACCUGAUCAAGUGCGCCUCGCUUUGGAUGCUUUGUCCAAGGGCAUCUAUGAACGUGGCUUUGGCGACCUGGUCACCCGUAUCAACAGCCAGCUUGGUCGCUCUAUGGCUGAGGAUAAUUACUUCAUUGGUGUCCUCGAUAUUGCUGGCUUUGAAAUUUUUGACAAUAACAGUUUCGAGCAACUCUGCAUUAACUACACCAAUGAAAAACUCCAGCAGUUCUUCAACCACCACAUGUUUGUUCUCGAGCAAGAGGAAUAUGCCCGGGAGCAGAUUGAGUGGCAAUUCAUUGACUUUGGAAAGGACUUGCAGCCAACCAUUGAUCUGAUUGAGUUGACAAACCCAAUUGGUAUCUUUUCUUGCCUCGACGAAGAUUGUGUGAUGCCAAAGGCCACGGACAAGUCGUUUACCGAGAAGCUUCACUCUCUCUGGGACCGCAAGACCCCUAAAUACCGUGCCUCUCGUCUCAAUCAGGGCUUCGUUCUCACGCACUAUGCCGCAGAGGUCGAGUACACGACCCACGACUGGCUGGAGAAGAAUAAAGACCCUAUGAAUGACAACAUCACCCGUCUUCUGGCCGCAUCCGAUGACCAACACGUUGCGAACCUAUUCGCAGAUUGUGCGGACCCUGAGGAAGGGGGGAUUAUCCUCGAAGCCGGCCUGAUGAUCCAGCUUCACUCGACUCAUCCUCACUUUGUGCGUUGUAUUCUACCAAAUCACAAGAAACGCCCUAAGAUGUUGCAUGCUCCCUUGGUGUUGGAUCAACUACGUUGCAACGGUGUUCUUGAGGGAAUCAGAAUUGCCCGAACCGGCUUCCCCAAUCGGCUUCCAUUCACAGAAUUCCGUCAGCGAUAUGAGGUGCUUUGUCAGAACAUGCCCAAGGGAUAUCUGGAAGGCCAGAGCGCCGCGCGAAUCAUGUUAGAGAAGCUUGGCAUGGACAGGGCCUGGUACCGCGUUGGUCGCACCAAGGUCUUCUUCCGGGCUGGUGUUCUUGCCGACCUAGAAGAAAAGCGAGACCAACUCAUCCGAACUAUCAUGACUCGCUUCCAGUCUAUCGCUCGUGGUUUUGUCCAGCGGCGCAUUUCCAACAAGCGUCUGUACCGUGCCGAAGCAACUCGCAUCAUUCAACAAAACCUCCAUGCCUAUCUCGAGCUUAAGAGUAGCCCGUGGUGGUGUCUCUUUUCCAGGAUGAAGCCUCUGCUUGGCGAUACGCGGACGGCUAAGGAAGUCAAGAAAAGAGAUGAUAAGAUCAAGGAGCUUGAGAUGAAGAUGAAGCAGGAGCUUUCCGACAGGCAGAAACUAGAUGAAGAAAGACGACGCACCGAGAUCGAGAUUCAGAAGAUUCAGCAGACCUUGGAAAGCGAACGUGCUCUCGCCCUCGAUAAAGAGGAGAUCUUCAGGCGCCUUCAAGACCGCGAAGGCGAACUAUCUGAAAAACUCGCUGAGGCUAUUGCUGACCAAGAGAAGCUGGAAGAGCAACUUGAUGACUUGGUUGAUGCAAAGAAGAAGACCGAUGAGGAAUUGCAACUACGAAUUACCCAGCUUGAACAAGCUGGUCUGAUCAUCCAGAAACUGGAGGCUGAGAAGAAUGGUCUGCAAGCUCGCUUGGAAGAACUCGAUGCUCAUCUCGCGGGAAUGGAGGGACAAUUCUCUGGGAAAGAUAGUCAGAUUCGGGAGCUCGGCCAAGAGAUCAAGAUGCUCCAGAGUCACCUCAGCCUCAAGGACCGCAAACUUCAUGAGUUAGAGGCCAAACUGUUGAAGACGGACCAAGAUCUUGAUGUCAAGCUGGCCAGCACUUCAAAAGAACUCGAUAAGACGAAGAAGCAGCUGCGCGAUACUCUGACCGAGAAUCAAUCGAUCCGACAGCAGAUCACCGAUCUUUCCUCCACGACGACUAGUUAUGAAGAUCUGCUCCGUCGCAAAGAGAGUGAAAUGGCUGUUCUUCGUAACGACUUGAAGAAGCACGACGAAGAUAGACGAAAUAUGGAGGCCGAGAAGAAGUCUCUCUCUACUCGACACGACAACAUGCAGGCACGUCUACGCGAGGUGCAGGCCGAGAGAGACGCUAUGCGAUCUGGGAAGACCCAGCUCGAGCGAGAAGCCGCAGAUGUCAAGCGGUUGCUUGAAGAGAAGAGAACCGAAGACGUCGAAGCGGGAGAGAGCAGGAAGUUGUUGGAACAGCAAGUCAACGACCUCAAGGCCCAGCUCUUCCAGGCCGAAGCGGACCUUAGUCGGGAGCGUCAAUCUAGAGAUGAUGUUCAGAUGCUUGCUGAGCACAACCUUACUAAGUUGACCGACAAGUACAACUCGCUGAACGAAUCUAAAAUCGAGAUUGAGAAGGAGAUGUACAUCCACCAGGACAGUCUCCGCCGUGCUACCGAGGCUCGUGUCGCGGCUGAGAAGUCGAGAAAAGAUCUGCAAUCUGAGUUGAUCAAGCUUCGUGAACGAUUCACAGCAGUCGAAAAUGCUCGCUUGAAUGCGGAGGCCGAGAUUGAACGCAAGUUCAAGAGCCAAUCUGACGAACGCAUCGUGAGCAUGCGUACAGAUCUUGACGAGAAGAUGCAACUCCUUGAAGACCUUGAGGCAGAGCGAUAUCAGCUUUCGAUCCGGGUUCAAGAAUUGGAGCAUGCAAUCUCCGAAUCCGACAAUUUCCGACUUCGUCAUGACCAACAUAAGGAACGCCUUGAAAGAGAACUCGUUACUUUGAAGGGACGACUCACAGCCUCCGAGAACGAUAACAGAUCCCUUCUCACCAAGAUUCAACAAAAGAAUCUCGACAUUGCCCGCUCAAACUCCAAGGCGAGCGACAGCAACCGACUCCGGCUUGCAAACCUCCAGAAGGAGAAGAGCAAGAUUGAGGAGGAGAAUAAGAAGCUCCAGAAGCAGCUUGGAGACUCACAGCUUGCAAUUACUUCUCUCGAGAAACAAAAAGAGAAACUGUCUUUGAGCCUGGAGGAUCUCAAUCAUGAAGUCAACCGGGAGCACAAGAACAGUCGGAAUGCCGAGAAAGCCGCGUCCACCGCGAACCUUCAACUCGCGGAGGCCAAUAGGAACCUUGAAAACGAACGGCAGCUGCGAGGCCAGGCCCAGGCAAACACUCGACAGAUGCAAGGAUCUCUCGACAGGGCAAACAAAGAGAUUGAGGACCUCCAUCGCCAAUUGAUCCUGUUGCAUCGUGUGUUUGAGCCCGAGGCUUCUGAGCCCACCAAGUCCUGGGAGGCUGUCCAGCCACAUUUGUCGAAGCAAGUUGAUCUGGCACAGGUGCUCAACAACGUACAACACAAGCUCCAAAUCACAGAGGAGAAGUACGCACGUGCUGAAAGCCAGCUCUCAGACAUGCGUCGUCGUCAUGCCGACGAGAUGAAGGAGCUAGAUUCGAGGUACUCAUCUUCGAGACGCGCUUUGCUCGAAGAGAUUGAUCAGAAUGAAGUUGCCAACAACCGCGCACCUGCACACUUCCGGAAAAAUUCUGAAAAUGCUCUCAAGAGGAUGUCCAAUCCCACUACACCAAACAAACGAUACAACAACAUGUACGAAGGCGCGAAUGACUCGGCCCGAUCUGACAGAACAGUGGAUACCGUGGGUUACCAGAGACGGAUGGACACCGCGGCGGAAAUUGAGGAGCUUCAGAACAAACUGCAGAUGACCGAGAUGCAGAACAAGCACCUUCAGAGCCAGCUUCAGCAGGUCACCCCGUCCCGGGAUAUCUGGCAGGACGACAGUCCAUCGAUCCGUCGCAUGCAGCUUUUGGAGCGUGAGAACGGCCGUCUUCAUGGCCAGCUUGACGAUUCCGCUAAGAAAGUAUCCGCCCUGGAACGCAGCAUUCGUUCUGGGGAACUGUCUCUACGUGACGUACAGGCCAAGUCUCAUGAGGAGUUGUUUGACCUGAUCAAUUCUCAGGAACAGUCUCGUCGUUCUCUGUUGAAGGUCCACAAUGACGCAUUGAGCGACUUCAGCGACGCGAAAGCACAGUACGAAAAGCUUAAGCACAGCAGGGCAGCCCUUGAAGUCGAGGUCCGAGACGCCCGAUCCGAGGCCCAGGAGCUCCAAGCAUCCAGAGAACAAGACCUUGCUAGUCGCAACCAGCUUCUUCAGGAAUUUUCUGAUCUGCACAUUCGCCUGGAUGCGGAGACAUCUCGCAGUGCCGAUCUUGAGUCAAGCCUGAGUCUGUUCAAGAGCCGUGCCGAUGAGUACUUCAGCAAGCUCGAGCAAGCGGAGAUCACUGUCUUGAAGGCCUCUCGCGCCGAGCAAUUCGCCAAGUCUCGAUGCCAGGAGGCUGAAGACACCUGUGCACAGAUCAUGUCUGAGCGGAAGGAGAUGGACGCCCUUGUGGAGGACUUGCAGCGUCAAACGCAGUCUUUGGAAGCCCGUAUGGAAGACCAGGCUGCAGAGCUACAGGGCGCCUUGCAAGCCAAGCAACGUCUUCAGAAUGAGCUCGAGGACUAUCGCAACCAGCGGGCUAUUGACAUUGAGGACAAGGAAACCUCGAUGGAACAGACCCGGCAGAAGUACCAGCGUGAGUUCUCGACCAUUAAUGGUGAGCUCGAGAUGGAGCGUGAGCGGUUACUUAAUGUCCGUGGAGAGAACUCGCGGCUGCGUGAAGAGCUCGAGGAUCUCCGAAGCAAAUGGGACAAUGAAGUCCUCAACAGCUCCACCUGGGCAAAGGAGAAAGCGCGCUUGGAGCUUGUCAUGCAGGACAUUACCAACUCUCGUGAUGAAGCUGCCAGUGCACACAGUGAGGCUCAGGCUAAGGUCGUGUCUCUCCUCUCUCAGGUGCGAACUCUUCGUACCUCCGUUGAUGAUGUCACGGCCGAGCGCGACUUGCUUCUGAAGGACAAGAAGAUGCUGGAAGGUCGCUUGGCCGAAGCUGGCGAACGUCUUGAGGACCUGGCAAAGGGUGAAAGCCCUUCUAUGCGGAAUGCCGCCAGCAUGGACCGCGAACUACUCGAGCUCAAAUCCAAACUUGCGCAACAGGAAGACGUCUCUUCCGCGGCUGUUGGUAAAAUGCGUCGCGCCGAUGCUCUCGCCACCGAAAUGCAGAAGGAGCUCACUGCUGAGCGUGAAACCAAUGCUCAGCUUUUCAAGGAGAAGGCUGGUCUUGAGAAGCAGCUGAAGGAGGUGCAGCUUCGCUGUGUGGACCUGGAGACUAAGGGCUAUUCUUCCGGUAGCCAAGACGUUCGGUUCUUGCACAAGCGUAUCAAGGAGCUGGAAACCCAUCUCGAAGAGCAAGAGAGCAAGCACACUGCUGAGCAGCGCUCCCUCCGCAAUGUGGAUCGUACCGUCAAGGACCUCCAGUCCCAGAUCGAUCGACGGGACAAGGUGAACACUCAGCUUAAUGACGAGGUCAACAAGGCUCGAGAUAGGAUCGAAAGGCUUCUAAAGAAUAUUGAGGAGCUCCAGCAAGGCGAUACCGAGACCCAACUGCAGGCUCGCCGCGCAGAGCGUGAGCUCCGAGAGGAGCGUGAGAAGGUACUGUACCUGGAGCGCGAGCUUGAGGGCUGGAAAGUGAGAAGUGCCACAAUUGGUCGUGCCCCCAUGGCGGCGCUCAGCGACGCAGGCAGUCGACGGGGCAGUGCUGUGUAUGGCUACGACACGACGCCCCAGCGGAAGCCCAGCAACACUAAGGGCUUUCUGUGA
Penicillium daleae is the source of this 7131-nucleotide messenger RNA. RefSeq names its product type II myosin. The record is from RefSeq and is a predicted model, not a curated record. The transcript has 6 exons. The coding region runs from base 1 to 7131 and encodes 2376 amino acids. NCBI's taxonomy places the organism in Eukaryota, Fungi, Ascomycota, Eurotiomycetes, Eurotiales, Aspergillaceae. Gene Ontology annotation, cellular component: actin cytoskeleton; cytoplasm; myosin complex. Gene Ontology annotation, molecular function: ATP binding; actin filament binding; microfilament motor activity. Gene Ontology annotation, biological process: vesicle transport along actin filament; actin filament organization.